CUUUCGGACGAACUUGAUUGCUGACUCCUCACACAUCAUCCUGAGGAAUUGAUUUCUCCUUACAACACUUACACGUGGGACUUUGGAUUUCCUCUCUUUUCCUCAUUCUUAUUCAUUUUGAGUCUUGAGAGGAAGUCAGCCUAUCAGACGUCCUCGGUACCUGAAAGGAUUGCCAACCUUCUAGUUGAGAUCUCACCCGGCAUUUAAAGGGACAAUCUGACGUCACACUGCCACUAUCACCGUUGAUCCGCUCACGCCUUACGGAGUUCCUCAACUACACUACGCAAACUUCCAACUCCGAUUCAUCCAAGAUGGACGCCCGAUGCCAAUGCGGAGCCGUGUCCUUCAAGACGCCGCUGCCGCAACCUCUCCGCCUCUAUAUAUGUCACUGUGAAGAAUGUAAAAGGCAAACGGGCUCCGCGUUCGGGACCUCUGCAAUCUUCCCCAAGUUUAAGCUACCAAAGGCUGAUUUGAUGGGUGUCUACGCGAGGCCGACUGCGUCCGGCGCCACGCUCUACUGUUACUUUUGCCGCAACUGCGGAACCAGACUAAUCCACGCAACGCCGGAUAAGAACGUCGUCUCGGUAAAGGGCGGCUGCAUCGACGGCCUGGACUGGAAGACGGCCGUCCACAUCUGGACCAAGAACGCCAUGGUGCCCAUCCCCGAAGGAGCGGAGAACCACAGCGAGGAAGCAGAGUACACCGACUACGGCGACCAACAAGAGGCGCUCGAUCAGCCGACGGACCUGCGCGGGAGCGGGGGCACGCUGGCGGAUGCGGUAUCGGUUGACGGGCGGUGUGAGCUGAGCGGGACAUUGAAAGCCAUUGUUCACUGAUGUGAGUGAUACGACAGGUAUAUGUCACAUCGUAAGAGUGCUGUAAAUGACGUUUGCUUGUGUCUUGUCACUAGAGAUACUUUGUUUGGGACAAUUAAUAAGCUUGGGGGUGGUGAAGGUAGUAUUAGUCGGUUCUAUGAUAUCCCCAAAAAUUGAACACUAUGAAAAAGAGUCAUCUAAGCCGUAAUGCCGUCAAAACAUGAGAAAUCGAAUACCAUAAAUAUGCCUGCUCUCUCCCCAGAUUAAUUCCUCGGCAUUCGCACAGCUCACGAACGCUGUCCAACGAGAGACUCCUCACCACUCGGCCUCCCAUUCCCGUGCGCGGGCUUGGCAACAGACUCAUGCUGGUGGUGCUGCUGGCCCUCCUCGGCGCGCGCCCCGGCGUCGGAGUGCUUGGCCGGGUCGAAGACGUACAUGGGGAACUCGAGGAAGACGGUGCGCUUGAGAAACGUCGGCAUGCGGGCGUACAGCUGCGGCGGGAAGGGGAUGAGGAUGCUGGUGCGUUCGAGGUAGCGCUUGUAGCCCUCCCAGUUCUGGUUCUUCUCGUAGCGCUUCUUGGCGCCGGGACGCUCCUGAAGGGUGAGGCCCGAGACGAACAUGAGGAGCAGCGUCAGGAAGAAGGGGCCGAGGAUGGUGGCGUAGAGGGCCUUGAAGGCUUGGCCGCCCACGUAGCCGUCGGCGGCUGCCGAGACGGCGAUCAUGUAGAUGCCUAGACGUUUGGAUGCAGUGUUAGCC
This is a messenger RNA of Colletotrichum scovillei, 1571 nucleotides long. Its product is annotated as glutathione-dependent formaldehyde-activating enzyme. Gene Ontology annotation, molecular function: carbon-sulfur lyase activity. The transcript is spliced from 5 exons. The record is from RefSeq and is a predicted model, not a curated record. Lineage: Eukaryota; Fungi; Ascomycota; Sordariomycetes; Glomerellales; Glomerellaceae. Bases 312 to 836 code for a protein of 174 amino acids.